AUGAAAUCGGCGGUAAACCUCGCAGUCUUCGUUGUCGUCGCGCACUCCCCCAACAUGCCCGGGCUUGUCACAGCAACGGGCGUGCUCGGCUUCCUUGCCGAUGAGGAACCCGAACUUAAGGUGUUUGCCCUGCAGACGCUCAACGAUGAUAUCGACACCGUUUGGACGGAGGUUGCUGGUGCUCUCAGCCAAAUCGAGGGACUCUACGAAGACGAAAGCUUCCCUGAGCGUCAGCUGGCUGCCCUUGUCCUCGCCAAGGUCUAUUAUCAUCUGCAGGCAUACAAUGAGAGCAUGACCUUUGCGUUGGCCGCUGGCGAUCUCUUCAAGCUUGAUGCCCCAGGCGAGUUCGAGGAGACUAUCAUCUCCAAGUGUGUUGACCAGUACAUCGCCAUCUCGUCCGCCCAUCACACCCCAUCCAAGCAGUCCAGGAACGACUCUCUUCCCGCUCUCGAGACCACGUUCGCCGCAGGCUCCGCUGACGGAUCUGCCUUGAUCUCCCCCACCACGCCCUUCUCCCAAUCCGCGCUGCCUUCCAAAUCCCUCCUUUCCCGCGCAUCGACCGACAACACAAUGCUCGAUCCGACUUUCCAACCUCCGUCCAAGGAAGGACGAUCCAACUCCAUUGCGCAACUCCCUGACAAGGAUCGGGAACUUGCUCUGCAAAGGGUCAUUGAGCGUCUUUUCGAGGCUUGUCUAAAGGAGGGACGUUACAGGCAAGUCGUUGGCAUUGCCGUGGAAGCCAAGAAUCUUGCUGUUCUCCGCAGGGUUAUUCGACGUGCUAGCGAAGACGAAAAGCGCUCCAAGAGCAAGUCUCAGGAUGCAACACACGGCCCUGCCGAGGAGCUCAUGGAGUAUGCGCUGAGCAUUUGUAUGGAUAUUGUGCAGGAACGCAGCUUACGGACCGAGAUUCUACGACUUAUUCUCGAUCUACUAAACGACAUACCCAACCCAGACUAUUUUGCCAUCGCAAAAUGUGUUGUCUAUCUUGACUCUGAUGAAGAGGCAUCAACAAUGCUACGCAAGCUUGUCACCAAUGGUGACCGGGACUCCAUUGCAAACGCAUACCAGAUUGCCUUUGAUCUUUAUGACAAUGGAACUCAAGAGUUCCUUGCCAAGGUGAUCGAGUCUCUUCCAUCUGGCGAGCCACCAAAGAAGCCAGAGGCCGAGAAGGAAGGCGAAGAGGCAGCGGAAAGCGAGCCACUCUUGAAGGACCAAGAAGAGCCCGCUGAAGAAGAGGUCUCGGAUGAGCUGAGCAAGGCCUACAAGAAUAUCCGCUCUAUCCUGGAUGGCAGUAAAGCUAUCAAGCUGAACUUGGAGUUCUUGUACCGCAACAACCACACCGAUCUGAGCAUUCUGAACAAGGUUCGGGAUAGUUUGGAGAGUCGCAAUUCGAUCUUCCAUACUGCCGUCACAUUCUGCAACGCCUUCAUGAACGCCGGUACCACGCAUGAUAAAUUCUUCCGUGACAAUCUGGAAUGGCUUGGAAAGGCAGUUAACUGGUCCAAGUUCACUGCAACAGCCGCUUUGGGCGUUAUCCACCGUGGUAAUCUGAGCCAAUCACGCAAACUGCUCGAGCCCUACCUGCCGCGACAAGGCGGUAUCAACAGCGGCUCAAUCUUCAGCCAGGGCGGUGCGCUCUAUGCCUAUGGCCUCAUUCAUGCCAACCAUGGUGCAGAUGCUCUAGACUAUCUCCGCAACCAGUUCCUGUCAGCCGAAGAAGAGGUGAUCCAGCACGGUGGUGCUCUAGGACUUGGUAUUGCAGGCAUGGCUACAGGUUCUGAAAAUAUCUUUGAUAAUCUCAAAGAUGUUCUAUAUGCCGACUCUGCGCUGAAUGGCGAGGCUGUUGGUCUUGCGAUGGGUUUGAUUAUGCUGGGCACUGGCAAUGCCAAUGCCCUACAGAUCAUGUUCACUUAUGCUCAUGAGACGACUCAUGAGAAGAUCGUACGUGGUUGCGCCAUCGGUAUGGCCCUCAUCAUGUUUGGCCGCCAGGAAGGUGCCGAUGUGAUGAUUGAGGGUCUGCUGAACGACCCUGAUCCGACUCUGAGAUACGGAGGUAUUCUCACUGUUGCCAUGGCGUAUUGCGGCACCGGAAGCAACAAGGCUAUUCGCAAGUUGCUGCACACUGCCGUCAGCGAUGUGAAUGACGAUGUCCGCCGAAUCGCCGUUAUGUCUCUUGGUUUCAUCCUCUUCCGGAAACCUGGAAGCGUUCCUCGCAUGGUGGAGCUUCUCUCCGAGUCCUACAACCCUCACGUCCGUUAUGGUUCUGCCAUGGCACUGGGUAUCUCUUGCGCGGGUACUGGCCUCGACGAGGCAAUCGACUUGCUUGAGCCUAUGAUGAAGGACCCUACUGACUUCGUCCGCCAAGGCGCUCUGAUUGCCCUAGCUAUGAUCAUGGUUCAACAGAACGAAGUCAUGAAUCCCAAGGUCGCUUCCAUCAGGAAGACGCUGAAGAAGGUCGUUGGCGAUCGUCACGAGGAUGCCAUGACAAAGUUUGGUGCAUCCUUGGCUCUUGGUAUCAUUGAUGCCGGCGGUCGCAACUGCACUAUUGGCUUGCAGACACAGACCGGCAACCUGAACAUGGCAGGCAUUGUGGGUAUGGCUGUAUUCACCCAGUAUUGGUACUGGUUCCCAUCCACCCACUUCCUGUCCCUGUCCUUCGUGCCUACGUCUGUAAUCGGUCUCGAUCACGACCUCGAGAUCCCCAGUUUCAAGUUCCACUGCGCUACGCGACCCAGUCUAUUUGACUACCCGCCCGAACAGGAGGUCAAGACUGAAGAGGGCCCUACCUUGGUCACAACUGCUGUCUUAUCUACCACAGCACAAGCCAAGAGACGAGCUCAACAGAAGGAACGUGCCGCUAGACGUGAGAGCAUGGAUAUUGACUCCACUCCAACCGUGGCCAAGACUUCGGCACCGCCUGCUGGGGAUAAGAUGGAGGUGGAUGAUGACAAGAAGGCCAAGCCAGGUGAGGAAUCAAAGGACAAGAAGGAGGGUGAAGGUGAGAAGGAGGCUUCUGCGACGCCAGAUGGUAAGAAGAAGACCGAGAAAGAGAAGGUCGGCUAUGAGGUUGAGAACAUGUCACGCGUCCUCCCAGGCCAGCUGAAGUACAUCAGCUUCCCCGCCGGGCGAUACAGGCCGGUCAAGAAGCCAACCGGUGGACCCCUCCUCCUUCAGGAUACUCAGCCGGAUGAGCCCAAGGAGCUUCUUGAGGAGAAGUUGAAGAAGGUUACGACCGAGAGGGCUCCGGUUGCGGGCCAGACCCCUGGCGGUGGUGCCUCCAGCUCUCGUCUCGGCGCUACCCCUGGGUUGGACCGCACUUCCUCGGGCUAUCGCCAAGCAGUUGAUCGAGCCCUACGCGAAGGUGGUCCUGGUGUUAACGCAAUCAACGAGCUCCUUCGUCGCAGUGGCCAGACUGAUGGUCUCCGUGCCCUCGACUUGUUUGGAGGUGCUGGUGGGCGUGAUGCUGAUGAGAGUGGUGCAGCAGCAGCAGCAGGUGUGCUCACCGCUGUCGAUGAGGAUGAGGAGGGUGCUGAGGAGGCCGCUGUUCCCGACGACUUCGAGUACUUCACAGAAGGCGAUGACGAUGAGGAGCUGUAA
Molecule: messenger RNA, 3597 nt
Organism: Phaeoacremonium minimum UCRPA7
Lineage: Eukaryota; Fungi; Ascomycota; Sordariomycetes; Togniniales; Togniniaceae
Product: putative 26s proteasome regulatory subunit rpn2 protein
Exons: 4
Coding region: 1-3597 (1198 amino acids)
Biological process (GO): proteasome-mediated ubiquitin-dependent protein catabolic process; regulation of protein catabolic process
Cellular component (GO): proteasome regulatory particle, base subcomplex; nucleus; proteasome complex
Molecular function (GO): enzyme regulator activity
Source: RefSeq, a predicted model, not a curated record